UAUGACGUCAUAAUGAAAGAGUGAUGACGUGUGCCAUUUUCUGCAAUGGUAGAUUUACAACUUCCUGUGUAAAAAAAAAAAAAUGUAAAGAAAAUAUAAUGUGUUGAAUAUUGGGAUGUUUUUGUUGAGAAAGGCAUUCUGGACCUGUUUGAUUCUCCCACUAGUGUUUCAGUGUGGACAAGCACUGAGGAAAGAAGAUGAAAAAUACUUGAAAAGAGUCUUCUUCAGAGCUCUAAAUGUGCUUUUGCCAAAAGCAAGAGACUUUUUUCGCCGUAACUGUGGGGAUGAAGACGACCCCCUGUGUCCAAGGAAAUGGCUCUUCUCAACAAAUAUACAGCAACGGUUAUUCAGACCAGGGGAGAAAAGAAUCGAAAAGGACAGAUUCUAUCAAAGCUAUCUUUGCUAUAAAUUCAAACAAGUCAAGGUGUGUCCAUUGGAUGGUGCAUGGGGAGCCUGGACAGCCUGGUCCAAGUGUUCUGGGAAGUGUGGUCUGGAGGGAGGACAGAACAGGACCAGAUUAUGCAACAAUCCACUGCCCUUAAGAUUUGGCAAACCCUGUGUUGGUCCCAAUAACAAAAGAAGACAAUGCAUCAGACACUGCAAAAAGAAAGUGAGUAGCAGAAAGGAGGCACAGACCUAUUUGGACUUUAUGAAUAACGGGUUUCCAAAACUGAAACAGGAGUGUGUAUCUGGACACUGCACUUAUGAUGACCUGUCUCACUACCUCGGGGGCAAAGAAAAGGAGAAAUACUGGGCCAGUAUGCAGUGUAUAUAUAAUGAUCGUGAAUGUCUAGUGGAUGGAGGAUGGUCAGCUUGGACAGAGUGGACAACAUGUCAGCCAGUGUGUGGGCUGGGGAACCGCCACAGGGAGAGAUCCUGUAGUAGUCCUACCCCGAAAAAUGGGGGCUAUCAGUGUAUUGGAUCCACCUACCAAAAUCAUCAUUGUUUUGGUACAGAUUGUACCAAAGCAGAUUUAAUUUUUGGACAUUACUUAUCCGACUGGUCUGACUUUUCGCCAUGUUCUGUUUCGUGUGGUAAAUAUGGAAUUCAAAGGAAACGGAGACUAUGUCUGAAGCCAAAUCACUGUGCCCGUCAGUUGGAAAAUGGUAGCAAUGAAAUUCACAUCACCAAGCCAUGUUAUAAUGGAGAAUGUCCAGCAAAAGGAGGUUGGUCUUCUUGGCAGAAAUUGGAUUUCUGCUCCGCCCGCUGUGGUGUCGGCCGAAAGACCAGAAUCCGUUCGUGUAAUUUUCCAUUUCCCACCGGAAGUGCUUAUUGUAUUGGUAACGAAGUGGAGACCAAAAUCUGUAGAGGCCCCUGUGAUGAAUCAUGGGAUAAAGUUGUCAAAGACAUAAAGAAGACAGGACUGCAAAGCAAAAUGGAACCAAGAUCAGAGGACACACCUGCCAAUGGAGACACAUUCAAUGUUCCAUUGAUAAAAAAUCAGGAGGCAAAUUACACUGUGUGGAGCAAGUGGUCACAUUGUACCAAGUCAUGUGAAGGGGGCUUCAGAUGGAGGGAAAGAAAUUGUAAAACAGCAGGACAAUGCUUGGGAGAAAUAUUUCAAAGACAAAUGUGUAACACAGCCAAAUGUCCAGUAAAGGGAGGUUGGAGUGACUGGAUGGAAUGGUCUGUCUGUUCCGUCACAUGUGGACAGGGUGUGAGGACAAGAUACCGGAAAUGUGACAACCCUUACCCACAAGGGGGAGGCACGUGUGCAGAGUCCUCAUCAGAAAAGAGAAAAUGCCACAUGAAACCAUGUUCAAAAAAUUACCUGCGAUUUGGUGAAUGGGGAUCUUGGAGCACUUGUUCUCAACCAUGUGGUCAAAGUGGAACCAGAGUUCGUAUAAGAGGAUGUGUCAUUCUACCAAAAGGAGAAUCUCAUUCAAAAAACAUUUCUAAGAAUUCCGUGUUAAGUGCAGAAUUUUCACCCCCCAUCAAUGUACCUGACAAACAGCCCAAAAAACAAAAUUCAUUUAGAGGUCAACAGAAAGUGACCCUUAAACACAUCCACAAGAAGCAAGGAAAGCACACAGGGGAAUUGUCGUAUGAAGACUUUCUGCGAACUAAAUACGAAGUUGAAAAGUUAGCUAAGCAACAAAGUAAAACGAGGAAAAUUGUAAAGCAGAUUCAUCCUGAACACAUAAAACAAAGAUUUAAUUCUCUGCACUUUGAAAGAUUGUCUCGUCGGGAUGUGAAAACUGGACACUAUCAUAACAAUACUCAUCACAGGAGAAGAGCUCACCACCCAAUGCCAAGCAAACUGAAUCUUCCGAUUGAAGCAAAGGUAUUGAAAAAAUGUUCAGCUCAUGGAACAAAGAUGGUCAGCCGAUGUAACGUGAGAACCUGUCCAGUUGAUGGAAAAUGGUCCAAUUGGGGAAGCUGGACAAAGUGCAGUCAAACAUGUGGACUAGGCAUCCAUUUGCGCGAGAGAACUUGCACGGAUCCAUUUCCUAAUGGUGGGAAAAUUUGUGACGGUUCAGGUACAGAAGCUGCCCACUGUUUUCAACAGCCAUGCGCAGACCUUGAAAAUAAAGGAAUAUAUUUUCAUGGCAAAAGUUUCCUUGCCUACAGAAUGCAGAACAAACCUACCCCAUAUCUACUACUGUCAGUUUUGUUUAAACCUGACAGUGAUUCGGGAGUGAUAGUACACCGGUACAGACAAUGUGGUGCCAAGAGAUGUACCCAUGAAAUGACACUGUCAUUGGACAAAGGCCAGCCCUGGCUGAGAGUCUCAGAUGGGGGCUUUAAAGCAGACAUCAAAUAUCCAAACAAAAUCAAGAAAAAUAUAUGGCACUCUAUUAUGGUCUGCAUUUUCAAAAACCGAGUGUUUAUGAGAAUCGAUGAUGGAAAACACACAAAUGCCAAAGUGAAAUUUGCUGGAGAGUUGAACUUGGAUGCACAGAUGACAUUGGGAUGGAAUAAAUACAGAACUAAAAAGGAAGGUUUUGUUGGUCUGGUUGCAUCUUUGAGGGUGAAUUUCAGGGCUUUAAGUCUAUUCAAAGACUCUACAAAGCCUCAGUAUGGCUCACCAUUCAAGAGAAUUAGUGUUAAAGAAAGGCAAUUAGAACCAACUGUUGCCUACCCAAUAUUCCAUGGAAAUAACUACAUGAAAUUGUCUGUGAUCGGCACAGAAAGAUUCUCUGUACAACUUAUUUUUUCUCCUUUGACGGUGAAUGGUGUUUUGCUGUUCAAUGUCGGAAAUGAAGAAAAUUCCAUGGUUGUAAUAAAACUUAAGAAAGCUGUCUUGAAGUUAUGUUUCAACUGUGGCAAGAAGCUAGUGUGUACAGACCUGUCUGAUAUUCAGCCUGAAUCCUGGUACCAUAUCUCACUUGUAAUCACAAAAAGGACGGCCAAAAUAAGGCUGAAUGCCGGACCUUCCAUCGAACUCAACUCCUACGGCCUUCCAUUUUCGCCAAGCAGAAUUCUGUACAUUGGUGGAGGAGAAAGGAAUGACAGAAGUCAGCUAGACAAGGACGCUAAAACACAUACAGGGUUCAUGGGGUAUAUUUACCAUCUGAGAAUAAAUGGCCAGUUUGUAAAUAUGAAGGGAGCAGCCAUUAUGAACACCUACGGUUUUCUCAAUUCGAUGGGAAUGACAUAUUCAGCAAGUGAUGUCAUCAAGGAAGGUGAAGAGAGUGAUGUAAUGUUAAAAUGUGAUUACACCUACUAUGCCAGGAAAACUGAAGAUGUAGACAUUCUGUGGUUUGAAGUGGACAAAAUUGUCAACUCGGAGAAAUCAAUAAAAAUACAUGAAAAGUUACGAGGCCAGCCUUACACAAGUGGUUUGGAACUGUUUGGUAAGGGACACGAAGGGAUCUAUCUGUGUGCUGUUCAUCAUGCUGGUGUUGUGGUUGUACAACAUGCAUUCAUUGUAGAGGAACCGAUUCCUACAAAAGAAUGGAAUACAGGAAAGGAAGAGGAACUAUCGGUCCGUAUUGUGGCUGUGGCUCUCCCUGUCGUCUUCAUUGUGUGUUUGUUCUUUGUCUGUCGGUAUAGAGCUGAAAUGAUUGGCAGAACCAAGACGUUGAAAUUGAUGAGAAAGUUUUACAAGCUCAGUAAAUGCAAAGAAUCCGCACAGCUUCAUGACACAAAUAGUGAGAGAGGGAAUGUCGACGAGCCAAGCAAAAUUGAAGAUAAUGAAGAAAAUUUAGAUGUACCACAUGAUGAAGAUACAAGCAAUUUGAAUACACCAUGCGAUACCAGCAAUAUCACAACACCACAUGAUGGGGAUAGCAGUUACGACGGAAACCCCCGCGAUGAUGUGGAAGAAAAUGAUAUGUAUGAUAUGAUUGGAGACUUUGAUGAUGAAAUUUAUGAGGAGCCUUAUCAGAAUCAAAGAAAAGCAUUUCCAGAUAAGCAGGUGUAUUUUCAAGGAUUAGAUGAAACUUAUGACAGACAAAGACACAUUGAAGUGAAGGAAGAAGAAAAGCCAGAAGAUAUUGACCAUGCUUUAGAUGCCAUUAUGCAAAUUGCUAAUAAAGGAUCAGUUCACAAUCAGAUGAGAGAGUCAGCAGAGAAACACAGUAGAGAAGAAAUAUUAAAGUCAAGACACACAGUAGAAGAUGAGGAUGGUGUCAUUUUAAGAUCAGACAAUUUUUCAAAGCCAACAUACUUAGAUACUUUAAGGAGCAGGCAAAUGGGAAACAUGCAAGACAAGUCCAUUCAUGCUGUUUUGACAUCAAAUCCUCGUGGAGAUGUCCUAUGUGAAACAGAAGGGACUUCUGUAAAUGGUCUCCGGUCUCAGCUAUUAAGAGAAGAAGAGUAUGCACAUUCUGGUGAAGUGUUUGAUGACGAUUAUCAGGUAGAGACAGAGGGAUCAGUAUUGCAUGACAUUGAUGUGGGACAGCCUGUCAAUACACGAUCACGACAGUGUUCUUUGAGACAUUUAGGGAUUCCUACAAGACAUAUAACAUCAGGUAGUAGAGACUUCUCAAAGAGACUAAGGCAUGACAUUCAAGAUUCAAGCAGCGGUGCUGAAAAAGCAGUGUUACCUAAUGUUGCUUCCAAUUACGGGAGUAAAGAUGGCAUUCUAAUGAUGGAUGAUUUAGACCAUAUGUAUAUAAAUACUCAUCACAUGACUUGCCAAAAUGAACCUCGUUUAUGUACUGAAGAUAAGGUAGAUAGCCCCAAUGUGCAGCAGGAUGAAUCUUUAAUAUUUAAGACGCGCGCAUACAAUGGAAUGUCAAACACCCCAACUACCCAUAAAUAUAGAGAUGAGAAAACACGACUGUCAUUCAUUGCUCCUCAUUCUUACAGUGAUCACUUGAGACGUAAAGUAGUGGAUGAUGUCUCAAACAAAGAGCAAGACUUUGUAGUACCAAAGGCACCACCUCCGCCUGUAGCACCACCAUCACCACCACUGCCAAUAGUAUUACCACCUCCACCAUCACCACCAGGAGCUCAAACUAAUAAGACUAAAUGAAGACAUCCAUCAAUGCUUUAUCUAUAUGCAUUAAAUUGUCUCCGGAGAAUACUUCUACUUUCUAAUUGAAGAUGAAUGUCUGUGAUAUUUUUAUGUCCCCAUAAUUGAAGAUUUGAGGAUAGUUUUUGGUCUGUCUGUCUCUUUGCCCGCAAAGCCAUAACUUUUGAACAGUUCACAUGUGUAUUCCUUCUGACAAGACCUUUCUUUGUGUACUAAUGCGUUUUUGCUUUUGUUCUUGUGACCUUGACAUUGGUGUUUGACCUACUUUUGAAAAACUUUAACCUUGUUUAUUAUGAACUUUGCUAUGAUACAUGUACAUGGGCCUCAGUGUUUCACAAACACAUCUUGUUUUACUUGUGAUGAUCUGUGUAUCAUUAUCAUAAGAUAAAGUCUUAGUACAGCUCCCUGAAAUGGCUUUCAUUUUAUUUUAAGACAAAGUUUACUUUUAUUUUGAUGAAGAAUGUCUGCACAUCUUCAAGGUACACUGUACAUGUUAUUUGUGGACAUAUGGGUAAGUUCAUGUUGGACUUUUCCGACAUUGUCGUAAUUUUGAUGAGACAGUGCACAUAUGUAGAGCAACUUCCUAUGGUUACAUUUAUGUACAUUUGUAUAUAUAUCAAUCUUGUUUAUGGCCUCACUCUCAAUGUCAGACAAUUGUGCAUUUCGGACAUCAAACAACGAAGCUGCACAAUUCAUGUUAAGUUUAUAUAGUUGUAGUUUUGCCAUAUAUCAAAGGAAGUUUGAAAACUACCUAAUUGAAAUCCAAGAUUUCACUUGAAUUUUCGGGUUUUUGAUAGGCCAUAUUAGGCCCUCCUUAUAUAUAAUUUUUAUGCCCCCAUAGUCGGAGAUUCGGGGCAUAUAGGUUUGUGUCUGUCUGUCUGCAACUUUGGCCAUAACUGUUGAAUGCUUAAUGAUUGGUCUUUCAUAUUUCUCAUUUGUAAUCCUUGUGACAAAGACUUUUCAUUUGAACCAGAAUUUCUUUGCUGCCAUAUUAAUUAAUAUUAAUUAAUCAGUGUUUCACAAACACAUCUUUUUAGAUUUAAGAUUCCUCAGAGGAUUAUAUUUAAAAUGUUUUAAAAGUUAUAUUACAAAGAAGGGCAAUUCAUUAUUUUAUAUGGCUAUUGUAUAAUAGAUGGGAAAAAUACGUAUUUGUACAUUACACGGUAUGCGUUUCAUUAAAUUUAUCCUUCAGUAAGUGAUGAAAGAAUUAUUAGGUUACAAAGGAAUAUAUAGAUUCCAGGUGAAAAAGGCUUGUUAUAACAUGCAGUCUUUGUUUUUAAGCUCCAUUAUUACAAUUGUAUUUUAGAA
Messenger RNA from Ostrea edulis (European flat oyster), 6730 nucleotides. RefSeq lists its product as uncharacterized. NCBI's taxonomy places the organism in Eukaryota, Metazoa, Mollusca, Bivalvia, Ostreida, Ostreidae. The transcript is spliced from 33 exons. The record is from RefSeq and is a predicted model, not a curated record. Bases 116 to 5422 code for a protein of 1768 amino acids.